Molecule: messenger RNA, 4966 nt
Organism: Seriola aureovittata
Lineage: Eukaryota; Metazoa; Chordata; Actinopteri; Carangiformes; Carangidae
Gene: itga3b
Product: integrin, alpha 3b
Exons: 25
Coding region: 244-3462 (1072 amino acids)
Biological process (GO): cell-cell adhesion; cell adhesion mediated by integrin; leukocyte migration
Cellular component (GO): integrin complex; external side of plasma membrane
Molecular function (GO): integrin binding
Source: RefSeq, a predicted model, not a curated record
GCAACGAGGAAGGAAGGGAGAGCGAGGGAGGGCAGCAGGGGGAGGCAGAGGGAGGCAGACACCGACACCUCGGCAGUAACACUCUGAGUGCGAGGGGGCACAGGCGGCUCUCAAUGGGGAGGUCUCAGUGAAGCAGCAGUCUACCUGUUGGAGCUCAGUGCGGGAGAGUGCCGUGCCGGACCCACGCUGAUCGUGGAUCUGCGGGAAGCCCACUGCACUUAGGAGGCAAAAGCAGCCUAAACAAUGUCUCCGAGACUGUUACUCUGCGCUGUUUUGGCUGUGUACCAGGGGACGCCAACCUGCACCGGAUUUAAUGUAGAUGAACGGUUUCCUGUGAUCAAAGAGGGGAAAACCAAAGGGAGCUUCUUUGGAUUCUCAGUCGCUCUGCAUCAACAGACGGGGGGCUCCAAAAAAUACCUGCUUCUUGCAGGGGCACCCAAGGAGAAAGCCCAAUCUCUACAAAAUGUCAAUGAGACAGGUGCUGUGUACUCCUGUCCCCUUACCACACUCUCCAAUGACUGCACCAGGAUGGACUUGGUCAGCACAACAAGUCCUUCUGAGAUGGUGGAGGGCAUGUGGCUGGGCGUGACAGUGGCCAGUCAGAGGGACCAGCCGGGGGGACGUGUGCUGGCAUGUGGGCAUCGAUAUGUGAAGAUCAUCCAAGGCGGCACAGAGGAGCAGCGGCGGAUGAUAGGGAAGUGCUAUGUAAGGAGUAACGAUCUGACCUACGACCCAAACGAUGACUGGCAGACUUACAGUUACGAGGUCUGCAACCCUAGCUUUGACUUGGAGCUCGAGGGCAUGUGCAACAUGGGCAUCUCAGGCGGCAUGACAGACACUGAUGUCUACAUCGGCGCCACAGGCAGCUACGUGUGGCAAGGAAAUGUUCAUGUAACAUGGAGAGAUCCGGAUCCACUGAACGCUUGGGACUCGAUAGGCAAAGACUUUGGCCAGCUGAAAAAGCGAUACAGUUAUAUGGGUUACUCAGUUCUCGAAGAGAAGAAGCUGCUGACCCAUGACGACUACACAGUAGUGACAGGGUCUCCCAGGGAUGAGUCCAAGGGCUCAGUGGUGUUUGGGACAAAGAAUGACAAGGGCAUUGAAUCGGUGCUCACCAUCCGGGGGGAACAAGUGGGCUCGUACUUUGGGAGCAGCCUGGCUGUCACCGACCUCAACAAUGACGACUGGAAUGACCUGAUUGUGGGAGCCCCGUUUUACUUUGACCGUAUGAACGAUCAUGGUGGAGCAGUGUAUAUCUUCAUGAAUGAGAAUGGAUCUUUCCAGAAGAACGCCACCGUGGUACUGAAGGGUCCGUCGGCUUCUGGAUUUGGGUUUGCAGUGGCUGCCAUUGGUGAUAUCAACCAAGAUGGAUUCCAAGACUUUGCAGUGGGAGCUCCUUUCCACGACUCAGGAAAGGUCUACAUAUGGAUGGGAAGUAAACAGGGAGUCUCAGAGAGGCCCAGUCAGGUGAUUGAGGGUAAGACAGUGGGCAACAACGGAUUCCAUACCUUCGGCUACUCCAUCAAUGGAGGGAUGGACAUGGAUGACAACACUUACCCUGACAUCUUAAUUGGUUCUCUGGACGACCGCAUUGCCCUGCUCAGAGCUCGACCAGUCAUCCACUUAACAAAGGACUUCGUAGUUAUGCCUAAAAUCGUGGACCCUAAUCAGUGUCCUGGAGAUACGCCAUGCAUUACAGUGACUCUGUGUAUGUCUUUCACUCUGAGCAAUGGAAACAAAGACUUCAAGAAAAAUAUCACGCUGAAUUACACAGUGAAGGCGGACAUGGAGAGGAGAAGUCCACGAGUUCGUUUCGAGAAGGGUGACACCUAUAAUGGCCUCCUUAGCCUGCCGUCUUCCAAACGCACAUGUCACACUCUAAAGCUGUUUGUUAUGGAGCCUGUGAGGGACAAACUGGAACCCGUGGUCUUUUCCCUCAACAUGUCCUUACAUGAACCAAAACCAAAAUCCAGACGCUCCUUCCAGAACCUGGACUUCUUCCCAGUCCUGAGCCAGGAGCAGAAACUCACCCAAAGAACUGAGAUUAACUUUCAGAAGGAGUGUGGCUCAGACAACAAAUGCAGCAGUAACCUGAAGCUGAGAGCCCAGUUUGUUGACAGCAAUAAAAAGCCGUACCCCAGGCAGGGCAAAUUCCAGGUACUUCAGUUCAACAGCAAUAUGAGGACAGUGAGUUUGAUGGUGAAGGUGACUAACAUCCCUUCCGCGGGGAAGGUGGCUGAGGACGCCCAUCAAGCCAUGCUCAACAUCACCAUCCCUGAGGCACUGAGUUACUCUGGUUUCAGGCCAACGGACCGUGAUAUACAAUGCACUUUGGAAAACACAGUGAUUUGUGAGCUGGGGAAUCCGCUUAAAGCCAACGAGAACGUGUCACUUUCCAUCAUCUUUGAGACAUCAGGGAUUAAUCUUUACACACAAGAGAUCGAGUCCCAGCUGCUUCUGUCCACUGUUAGUGAACAGUUUGACCUGAAGCCGGUGCCUGUGGGCCUGCUGAUCGAAAAUACCAUCCUCCCCUCCUUUUCCAUAGAAAACGCCUUGGUGCAAACAAACUUCGGUGGGACAGUGAUGGGCGAGUCAGCCAUGGUAAACACCAGUGACGUGGGCAGUCUGGUGGAGUUCACCUUCAAUGUGAACAUGAGAGGUCAGCCCCUGGGAGACUUGGGCACCCUGGCUGUGGAGUUUGAGUGGCCCUUUGAGGUAGCCAACGGCAAGUGGCUGUUGUACCUGACGAAGGUCGUCGUUGUGGGGGAAUCAGACACGGAAUGUAGACCUCCUGAACCAGUCAUCAACAUGCUUAACCUGACUUUGUCAGAGCGCGGGCUGAGGCGUACUAAACGGCAGAUCGUGGGGGAUGAUGCUCUUGAUUCGACCCCGUCACAAAUCAUUGAGCCACAGGCGGCCAUCACACUGGUCACUCACCGAAGAGACAGCUACCUGUUGGAAUGCUCCAAGGGGACAGCGAGAUGCGUGAAGUUUCGCUGCCCACUGCUCAACAUGACGGAUUCAGCCAAGAUUUAUGUCCGGUCCCGUUUGUGGAACAGUACAAUGCUCGAGGACUACAGCAAUGCUGAAGUUAUGGUCAAAGGUGAAGCCACACUGAAGCUCAUUACAGAUAAACCAACCAUCAGGAUGGACAGUCAGACCACCACGUUCAAAGUAGAAAUAAAACCAGUGGAGGGAGUGGAGACGCCCUAUGAGCUCCCGCUGUGGAUCAUCAUCUCAGCAGCAGUAGCUGGAAUUGUACUACUAGGAAUCAUUAUUCUUAUACUAUGGAAGCUUGGAUUCUUUAAGCGAGCCAUCUACUACCGGAUAAUGCCAAAGCACCAGGGGGUGAAAAUUCGCAAGGCUGAGCGCUAUCAGUUCAAUCUGGGAUUUCAGCCUGAGGAGCCACAGAAAAAGUAUUGGAUCACCAGCUGGACAGAGAUGCAGCAUUACUACUACUGAGGCCUUUACCUUGAACCCUGAACCACUCACCGUCACACUGGCACGGGACAAACAAGGAGCACUGGGUUCGGUCGAGCCGCAUGGACUUUGCAGUGCAUGGACCAACUGUGGAUAAAGCAUUCAAUUUGAAACUUCUUUAUCUUUUAGUGUUUUUCAUCAACUCUUUCAGUGCAAUAUACUGAACUUUUUUUUUUUGUUUCAGAGAUUGUAAUUUGUUAAGUAUUUUUGAAGAAUGCAGUGUUGUACAUUGGAAUUGGGGUUGCAUUCAAGAGUAAUUUGUAAAAUUGUUUUUGAUUACGUUGCAGGUUUUUACUCAGUGUUGCAUGUAUUCUCUCAUUUCUUUCCAUUUUGUUCUUUCUGAAUCCUCUAAGCAAAUCUACUGGUCAUUCGUCAUGUUUUAUUGCCACCAUGUCUGUGUCUCCUCUCUAAUCAGAAGAAUGAGUCCAUUGAUUUUCUCUGUGAUUGUAUAUGCCCUUCCUGCUCUGUCUCCAGGCAUCACUUUGUGGUCAGCUGGUGUAGGUUAUGUAAAGGUUUAAAAACCUACAUCUGUCGUUUUUGGAGGUCAUUUUCCAACUGCACUUAAAAUAUGUUGACCAGAAUCCGCUCUGUGGCGAGUGAAGAUGUGUCUUUAUGUGAUGUGCAUGUCGGUGCGUGGUUGUGGCUCUCGUAUGCAGAACCUGACUUUGUGAUUUUCAAGCUAUGUAGAAAUAUUACAUCCCUGACAAAAUACAGACAAGUACAGAGAAAAAAGUGGCUCUCACUGGUGAAUGAAAUAUUUUAACUGCCUACAUUAAAUUCCAUGGCAAGAGUCGCCUGAGCAACCCUGCAACAAGUUGAAAAGCAAUAGGUUCUUGUUUGUAUGUAGAAUUACCCAGCAUUUGAUGAUGAUGAUCAUGGGAGCACACUUGAUUAUUAUUUAUUACACUGUCCUGUGUUAUUACAGUAAAGAACCUGUCUGAAUAUCGUUAAUUAUAUCGCAUACAGGGAGUCACCACACUGGAUUAAAGAAUACAUGGUACUGUAUCUGUCUGGAGGCUUGUUGGUAUCGUAAACUCCAGCAUAGAUAGUUAUGUCGUAUAUUGUACAUAGUGACAAGUUAUGUUGAAUUGACUAUUUGAAUGAAUGCAUAUGUCAUUGGCCUUUUUUGUUUCACUGACCCUAAGCUUUGUAUUUUUGUACGAGACAGUAAGCUGACACUUGGAUUGUUUCCACGCCAUUGUGGCCAACCUGCAGCACUGAAGAUGUAGUGGAUCAGGAGAAGACAGUCGCCGAGCGGUCUUUGAUGGGACUAAGUGUUGUGUUAGCACUCUAGUUUGUGCUACCUGAGAGCCCACAGCUACUCUUGUGACUUGUGACUGUGGCCUUUGCAGAGGCUCCAUUGACUCUGAGUAAAUAAGGGAGGGCUGAAACCAAUGCACAAACUCUGUUCUCUGUGGUGGUGUUGUUGUUUUCUGUUUUGUUUUUUACUGUGCAGUUUCAAGUAAUUAAAUUGUUUUUAACAGCC